ACAAGAACAAAAUAAAUAAUAUUAAAUUGCAAAAUCAAAAACAUUAACAACAAUCAAACACAGGACAAAAAAAAAUCAAAUAAUAAAAAGUUGUUUACUAAAUUAUUAAUAUGAGAAAAUAUAAUGCAAUAUUUACAUAAAAUAUUAUAUGUGUGUGUAGACAAGUUAUAUUAGAAUUCUAUCAUAAUAUUAUAUUAUAUUUCUUAUAUAUAUAUAUGUGUAGGCAUAUGCAAUAGAACAGUGUCAUGGAUAUCCUUUUUGAAUAAAUUAAUAUACAUUUUUACACUACGAAAACAAAAAUAAAAACCAAAAAUAAAUGAAAAAAUAACAGAAUAAGAAAAAAUACCUCUGCAUUUAUAUUAUAUAGUUAAAAGUCCCGGCUUUUUUUAUUUAUUGUUUUCAUUUUUGCUUGGGUUAUCAAAAAAACAAAAAAAAAAAAAAAAUUUUUUUUUUGUAGAACAUGCGCUUUAUACAAUAACAAAUAAAUAUUUAUUGUUGUCAAAGCAACGGAAUUUCUAAGUUAUCAAAAAUAACAAAAAAAAAAAAACACGAACGGUAACACAGUCAAGUGAUAUUAUUAUGACAUUUCGGGGAAAAAAAAAUAUAAGAUAUUUUAAUAUAACUACAAAACAAUAGAUGUCGCAUACAAUAUAACACUCUAGUGUUGAGAAAUCAAAACAAGUUUAGUUAAAAAAAUUAUUUACACAAAAUUAAUGUAUGUAUAAUCAUAUGUUUGUAUUUAUGUAUAUGCAUAUUUCAAAUUAAAUUUUGGUAUACGCUGUUAUUAUUCAAAUUAAAAUCAAUUUUGGGAAAUUAUAAUUAAAUAUGUUUAUAUUUAAAAUUGAAAUAUCAUUAUAAUUAUUAUUCAAAAAUAAGAAAUAAAUAUAAAUAAAUAUAAAUAAAAAUAAAAUGGCAACACAACAACAGCAAAUACCAGAUGAUACAAGUAGUAUGAGUGAUGAAGUAUUUGAACCACCCGAAGAGACUGAAAGACGUAAACAAGGACUUUGUAAAGAUGAAUGCUAUUAUUUUGAUCCAAAUAAAUCACAACCAAAUAAUAUUAUAUCACCGACAUCAGAAUUUUAUACAACAAAUGAGAAUACAAUACAAUUUGGAUGGGGUGCUAAAGAAAAUACAAAUGAUUUUUGUGAUGAUUGUGAUGAUGAUUAUAAUGGACAAGAAAAAGAAGAUAAAGAAAAAGAAACAGAAGAAAUUAAUGAUGAUUGGAAAUCUUAUCCUUAUGAAGAUAAUCAAGUUGUAGAAGAUACUAUUCCAAGAAAGGUAAUACUUUUAGGCGAUUCAGGAGUUGGAAAAACUUCACUUUUAGUUAAAUAUAAUACUGGAAUGUUUAAACCUGCAUCGUUUGCAGCUACAGUGGGGGUUGCUUUAAUGGUAAGUUUAUUAAACUGAUAUUGUAGUUAAAUAGUUUUGUUUUUGUAUUAUUAUUGCAUUAUACUUGUGCAUGCAAGUAAACUUUGUAAUUAUUUCAUGGGUGUAAAUAUUGAAUUUACAAGAAUGCUUCCCAUAUACG
This is a messenger RNA of Condylostylus longicornis, 1531 nucleotides long. RefSeq lists its product as uncharacterized. The record is from RefSeq and is a predicted model, not a curated record. The transcript is spliced from 3 exons. The coding region runs from base 910 to 1410 and encodes 166 amino acids. Lineage: Eukaryota; Metazoa; Arthropoda; Insecta; Diptera; Dolichopodidae.